Molecule: messenger RNA, 2096 nt
Organism: Hymenoscyphus albidus
Lineage: Eukaryota; Fungi; Ascomycota; Leotiomycetes; Helotiales; Helotiaceae
Source: the annotation of a GenBank genome assembly
UUACAGGACCCGUGCGAGAUCAUUUAUUGAUUUAUUGAUUUAUUGAUUUAUUUACUGUACUGUAUAUGCACCCUGAUUUCCUCGUCUCGGAUUUUCCUCGCGAGACUACGGAGGUGGAGGUGGACGUGGACGUGUAGGUGUUGACAUGCAUGAACGGCUCGGUAUACUGUAUUGGGAGGAGGGGACAGGACAGGAAAUAAGGGGAGGGGGUAUGGUACCGGAAUCUUGAUAGUUGUGGUUUUGGUUUGUAUGGUUUGGAUGGUUUGGUAUGGUUUGCUUGCUUACACGAGAGGUAGGUAUGUAGGUAGGUAGGUAGGUAUGUAGGUAGGUAGGUAGGUAGGUGGUUCGCAUGAGUUGUAUAUUAUCUUUCUAGAUUGGAUAUUGUGCAGCUAUGCUUCUUCUUGGUGUGUUGGACAACUACAUGUAUACAAUCCACACAUACGUUGAUAAAGAGAGAUAUGAAAAGUAGGAAUACGCUGUUAUAUAUUCACUGAUAAGUGAGCAAGUUUCUACCUCCUUUACCUAAAUUGGUACGUUUGAGUGAGCAAGUUUUCGUGACGAAGACGGUUGACGAGGAAGGUUUACUCGACUCGGUAGAAGAAUCGUAUGACUACUGGUCUUUUGAGAAGAUUCCGAGGAGUGGAUAUAUAUCGACUCGUCCUUCUCUUCUUGAGUUUGUCUUCUACGAUACUUGAUCUUUAAUCGGACACGGAAUUUCACUGAACAACAACAACGACAACAACAACAGCCUUCUCAACGUCCAGCUACCAAUAUCAAAACACAGCAAACAAAACAAAGGAAAAGAAAGGAAGAAAGAUGGACAUGGCAAAGAGCAUUACGAUGGGUAUCAGUAUGGGCGGUACGAUGACCACUGCCGAUAUGGCGGCCAUGACUUCGAAGCCCAGUAUGGGUAUGGGUAUGGGUGGUGGAUCGGGUUGUAAGAUCUCUGUAUGUUACUCUUUUACAUACUUCUGCUCACUCAUUGAUUCUCUCCAUACCUCAAUUUCUUUCUGAAAGGGACUGGGCGGGUAAGUGAGAAGCUAAUUAUAUCUAUCUAAAGAUGUUAUGGAACUGGUAUACCAUCGACGCCUGUACGUCUCCCCUCACUCCCCCUUCCUCCCUCUCACCCUCUUCCUCCCUCCCCUCCCAUCCCCCCCCAAAAACAAACAACAAAAAAAAAUAAAAACAAAAAAAGCUAACAUCCCCCCAGGUUUCAUCUCCCACUCCUGGCACAUAACCACCCCCGGAAUGUUCGCCGGCUCCUGCAUUGGUGUAAUCCUCCUCGUCAUAUCCCUCGAGUUCCUGCGUCGUGUAUCACGAGAAUACGAUCGGUUUCUCUCUACCCAUUACUCCCUCUCUUCCCCUUCCCCUUCACCUUCCGCAAAUUCAACCAAUUGCAACCCCUCCUCCUCACCUUCUUCUUCUUCUUUACAUACUGCCAACAAAUAUUCCUCAACCACAAACGAGAAUGGUGCAGAGAGUAAGGGAAAGAGUACGGGAAAGGGAAAUUUAAGAGGGAGUUUAAAAGGAAGUUUGAAAGGAAGGAGGUAUAAACCAACCCUCCUCGAACAAGCCAUCAGAGCGACACUUCAUAUGAUACAAUUCACCAUCGCGUAUUUCAUCAUGUUGCUUGCGAUGUAUUAUAAUGGGUAUAUUAUUCUUUGUAUCGUUGUUGGGGCUUGGUUGGGGGCCUUUUUUUUUAGUUGGGAGGGGGUUGGGUGAGUUUUACUCUUUGUUUUUGUUCGCCCUUCUUCUCUGUUUUUUGGGGGUUGGAGUUGAACUGGAUUUGGGUUUAUUUUGGCGAGGAAGAAGGAAUUAAAUACUAACACUAAUACACGCACAGAGACGACAGCGAUAAGGCCGAAGCGACGUACUGCUGUGGCUAGUAUCUCCCAUUUCAACUUCAACUCCACUUCCCGAACCGGCGACUUUUCUGCAGCAACAACCCCAUAAACAGCAAACUCCCCGAGAUCCAAGGGCUGCGGGUUGAAUCUAUAGAUGAUGCUGGCAUCAUCGGGGGAAAAAAAGUAAUCUCUGAACGUCCAUACAAAACUUGGCUUUCCCAGAAGAUCUUGAUCAUGGAAAGGGGAAGGUGA